CCGUCACCCCGCGGCCAUCGUCUUGUGCCUGCGUAGCGACGUCACAUCAGUGUUGAGUGGAGUAUCCCACAUACACACGUAAAUCUACACGGCUUCAGAAGUUCAGUGGAUCUACCCCUCACUGCCUGCAGGCUCGGUUAUCAUUAUUCUGUGUGGCACAGACGUGAAAGACUCACCGAUAGUAGGAGUGGUGCCUAAUACUAGUUUGGUGUAGAUGGAGAGGCUAGGUCGCUCAGCAGUUAUCAAUACACACUCCCUGUGACCUGGUCUUGAUGACAGCAGCAGUAGAAGUAGUGGUAGUAGCUUGAAGGAAAUACCGACGAGGGGACUGGUCUACUAAAAGUACUAUCCUGCUUGAGAUCGUUCUGUGCCAGUACGGCGGCUUCUGUAUGGCUUUGGAGUAUGCCCGCCACCGUGCACCGUCGGACGCACGGGCACGCACUUCAUCAUCAUUGGCCUCGGCAUCAUCCUCUUCCUUGGCCAACAUCAGUCCUUCACAUGGAAAUGACUGCGGCCGUCUUUCUGCACUGGUAGUCUGUCGAGGUUCUGGCGAGGGGACAUCGCCUCACUCUUCUUCGUCCAUUCGUGCACGAGCUGCAAGCGGCAUGUCGAGUCGUCUUGGAAAGUCCAGCACCAUCACCAGGUCGGAUUCGCCGCACCUGCGCGGCCGCUCGGCCGUUACUACUGGUGGUGGCAAGGCGGGUGCGCUGAGUGGACGAUCUGGAGCGAGCGCGUCCACCUCCACAGCUGCUGGCGGUGCUGACGAAGGAGGUGGUUCGUCCUCAGUGCAGAAGUUUAUAGUGCUUCUGGCCGGGAUCGCAGCUGAAAGGAGGCCUCACGUAAAGUCCUAUGCGCGGAUUUCCGACUUGGAAACAUUGCUGAACGCCCAGGUGAGGGAUCUUCGCAAGGCUCUGUUUGCACUGAAAAGAGUCUUCCAAGAGGACCAUGAGUUCGUCCAGGAGUUUGUCGGCAACGAGGGUCUCAGUGCUCUGGUGGAGGUCGGCCGCCACAGCGAACAGAGCAUUCAGCAAUAUGUACUACGAGCACUCGGUGAACUCAUGCUGUACUUGGAUGGCAUGAACGCCUUGCUCAAUGACCUCGACAUCAUCAGGUGGCUGCACAGCCUCGUCAACAGCGAUUUUCGGCUGGUUGUGAAGGGCUCCGUGGAGCUGCUGCUGAUUUUUGCCAACUUCAAGGAAAAGCAAGAUCCAUCCGGCAAUGGCAACAGUGCGCCAACUGGCGGCGAGGAACGCACUAGCCCCACCAGUGCCACUAGUCGGACAUGUCGCCUGAUCAUAGAGGCCGUAGAGGGAGACGACGCAGCCAGGGGUUUGCGUCCAUGGGAGACUAUUGUGCGCUUGCUAGACGAGCAAUCACGCUGCACGGAUGGUGAAUUGCUUGUCUUGGCUAUGACCUUGAUCAACAAGGUACUGGAUGCUGUUCCAGAUCAGGAUAGCUUCUACAGUGUUGUGGAUCACCUAGAGGACCUGAACAUGGAGACGGUCAUACUGAAACAUCAGGCCAAGCGUAAGAACGCUAAGCUGCUCGACCAGUUCCAAGUGUAUGAAAAAGCUGUACGCGAGGAGUAUGACGUGGAGCGGGUUGAGGAGAAUCCAAACGGGAGAGGAACUUUGAAACGGAAUGGUGAAAAGUCUGAGCGAGGCAGGCGCGGUACAAGCACACCCAAAGAAGAUGAACCGAAGAUAAAUGGUACGAACAAAGCAUCUCCUCAAGCCACCACCAAGCUCAUUAAGGAUACCCAAGCCAAGUUAAUCGAGGAAACGAAAGCCCUCGGCGGGUCGAAGCAAGCUCAGGACAGCCCCAACAAGCAGACUGCGUCCCCUGCUAGUCCGCAGGCAGACAAGACGCGGAGAGCGCAGCCGGACUCGCCAGCACGGCAAUCAGUGACAGACUCGCCAGCACGGCAAUCAGUGACAGACUCGCCAGCACGGCAAUCAGUGAUAGACUCGCCAGCACGGCAAUCAGUGACAAAGGAUUCACCCAGCUCUAGCAACACAUCCAGUCCAGGACACAGCAAACUGGCUCCACAGCGCUCGUCGUCCAAGGAUGAUGUACUCAAGGGUCAGCUCGACGAGAAACGAGCAGCCAUGUCGGUGUCACGUAAGCGAUGGAAGACGGAAGAGAAUAAUAUCGGAGAGGACAAAGAGCGUAACGUGUCCGGCAGCGAUGAAUCCAGUGGUGCGAAUGAUCGCUGGGAGUUGCAGCUUCGUACGUACAAGAUCAACUCCAACUUUGAUCAUGUGCGCCGUGGCAGCUCAACAGAGGCGAUGGAUAACGGUCUCGUCUCCAGCCCGCGCAGGGAGAGCGUGGCCGUUGUCGGGCAGGAGCGCCGUGCAAGCAAGCAGCUGAUUGGCAAUGCUGAGAGCGCUCUUGCGGCGCUGGCCAGUAAAGCUGAUGCCAAGCAAGCAGCAGCAGCGGCGCCGGGAAAGUUACGACCAGAGCUGCUUAGUAUGAACAAAAAGGAAUCGGAGGAUGGUGAGGUAUCUGGCGACAGCGAUGAAGAUGACUCUCCCGACUUUGAGAUUGUCAUCCCCAAGAAUGUCAAAGUGCGGCCACUGCGGGUUCUUCAUCAUGACUUUACUGACCUGAAGCAAGCAGAUGAAGAAGAUUUACUGGCACCUCCACCGGCACCGGCAGUCCCGGCUGGUGGACCACCACCGCCGCCUCCAUCGCUAGGCGGGGGGCCUCCGCCGCCACCGCCACCCCCGCCCGGGGCAGGACCCCCUCCCCCUCCGGGCCCUCCGCCCCCGCCUGGUCCCCCACCUCCUCCGGGCGCACCGCCAGCGCCUUCGUCUGCAUCCGCCUCGCCAAACACACCGCAGAAGGGCGGCAUGAAGAGUCGGCUGAAGGCCAUCUUCUGGAAGCCAGUGAAAGUUGCAACGCCAGUAUCACCAGUUAAACCGACCAGCACCAGCAGCAAGCAGCCGUCGCCAGCUCAUCAAGCCCCUGCCUUGGGGACGCAGGCCAAUGCGGGCGCAGCAGAUCGCCCUACUAUCUGGGCAAACGUCAAGCAAGUCGAACUGGACACGGAAAAGUUUGAAAUCCUCUUCAAGGAGAAGCCUAGGGAUCCCAAGACCAAGGAGAGUAACUCGUCGCCGAAGAAACAGACGAUCAAUGUGCUGGACAAUAAUCGUAGCCGUAACAUCAACAUCUCCAUGACCAAACUGCCGGCCACUCGCUAUCUCAAGCCUGCCAUCAUGCACAUGGACACGGCACACUUGACCAGGGAGGGAAUUGAGUCCAUCCUGAAAAUGAAGCCAACAACCGAAGAAAUCACCAAGAUCAGAGCAGCACGCCAGGAGAACGGACCGGACGUUCCAAUGGCCACGGCUGAGGAGUUCCUCCUGACGCUGUCCACCAUUUCCGAGUUGGAAUCAAGAUUGAAGCUCUGGCACUUCAGAAUCUCAUACGAGAGCAUGGAGAGUGAUGUUGCCAGUGAUUUGGUGUAUGUGAAAGGAGCUCUGCACGCCCUGGAAACAUCGGACACGUUCAAGAAUGUCCUGGGCAUUUUACUCACCAUCGGAAACUUCCUGAGUGGAAAAGAGUACCAGGCCUUCCAUCUUGACUUCCUCACCAAAGUUCCGAACAUCAAGGACAAUUCACCACACAAGCACUCCAUGCUCUUUCACGUCGCCAACAUGAUGUUGGACACGUAUUCGAGCGGGACCAACCUGCACUCAGACUUUGCUGACGUCCACAAGUGUGCCAAGAUGGAUUUCUCCGUAUUUCAGCAAACCCUGAGCAAGAUGGAGCAGAAUCUGGAUGAGUCCUGGGAGCACUUGCGCAAGAUAGCCAAGCAGGAUAGUUCCAAGGAGCUGAAGAUGCAGUUGUCUCAAUUCCUGGGAGACGUCAUGGAGCGUAUCCAGGUGUUGAAAACCGUUCACAGGAGAUUAGAAAACAGGUAUCAUCGCAUGUUGCUCUUCCUGGGCUUCGCUAUGGAGGAUGCAAGGAAAAUGAAGAUGGAAGAGCUGUGUAAGAUGUUGAGUGAGUUUUCACUGGACUAUCGUACGCUGUAUGACAAGGUGGUCAAUAGUCGCAAGAAGAAGGAGAGCAUGAAAAGAAGGCAGAAGACCGUUGGACUCACUAUCACGGGGGGAAAGAGAGCCGGUGGUGUGGAUGCAACAGAUGGUACACCAGUGAAGAAAGCCAUGCCAGUAUCUAAACCAUCAGAGACCACUCCCAACCUGGACAGUAGUUUACUAGCCAAUGAUGGGGACCAAGACAACGACUCUCUCUUCAAGGAGAUUGUUAAGGAGGCAGCCGCACCAAAGAAGCCCAUGGGAAAGUACAAGCGAAAGCGGCCAUCACAGAGACGCAAGACUUUACGCCGGACAAUCAACAGUCAGCAAGAAAAGGACGCAAUCGAACAAGCACUGAGAGACCAGGAACAAAAAAAUGCAUAGGACCGAACCAACGGAAAACGCCCUAAACAACGAUUACAGCUUUCACGGAUGUAGCACCGCAUUGGACCAUUAUUGAAACCAGGACAAUGUACAGUGUAAUAGUGCUAGGCUGGUGCAAAACAUGUAGCAGGCAUCACCGGUCUUGUAGAUAUUGAUGCAUUCUGCAGUGGAGACAUUCAUCAUCAAUGCACAGAUGAUGUGCAGGUGUUAGCGAGGGCAAACAGUGUGCUAGCAUUAGAAGCCUACUUUAGAAAGUGGGAAAGGCCAGCAAACGCUCUAUCAUCUUCUCACAGGAAGCAGAACUUGACUUUUAUGCGGACAGAUCACUUUCUAUCUUUUUUUGGAAAUCACCGAAUGUGCAUUUCAUGGCGCCAUAUCUAAAAGAAAUAUUCGGUAUUUUCAGAUUUUAUCAACAAGUUACCAUUCUGGCUUGACUUUCUUUUUUCCUCAUUUAUCUAAAUCUGCCAAGUGAUACAUGUACAGGACUACCAUCUAUAUGUCCUACAAUAACUGCUCAUGAUUGUGUGCAACGAAUGAAGUAUGCAAAAAGAA
This is a messenger RNA of Sycon ciliatum, 4976 nucleotides long. Its product is annotated as FH1/FH2 domain-containing protein 3-like. The record is from RefSeq and is a predicted model, not a curated record. Gene Ontology annotation, cellular component: cytoskeleton; cytoplasm. Gene Ontology annotation, biological process: cortical actin cytoskeleton organization. The transcript has 20 exons. Bases 390 to 4424 code for a protein of 1344 amino acids. Lineage: Eukaryota; Metazoa; Porifera; Calcarea; Leucosolenida; Sycettidae. Gene Ontology annotation, molecular function: actin filament binding.